UCAAACAAUUGCCACACACCGCUAGUAGAGCUGCAACCGGAGAACAACUACCCAACCACCAUGAAGUCGGCCAUCAUCGCACUUGUCCUGUUCGCAGCCAUUGCCACUCAAACACUGGCACUUCCCACCGAUUGUGUCAAGCAUAGUUCCAAUGUGGAUCGUCACACCGUGCGGCUGUACGAUUGCGAUGGGCUUAACUACGAGCUGGGUUCGAACUGUCUUUCGAAAUACUUCCAUCCGACCGAAGUGCAGGACUACCCUCGUCGGAGCUGCAACUGUGGCAAGUGUGACACCUGCCGAGACUCACACUAUCCAUGCUCGCACUACCCAUACUCACACUACCCGUACUCGCACUACCCACACCGUUACGGAUUCGCUGCGCACGUGGGCCGUUUUGCUUUCUGAGAAAAGGUGUGAUGUUUUUCGGGAACACAAUUGCGUACGGUAGAUUAACACAAACGAAACGGAAAUAAACAAA
Messenger RNA from Anopheles stephensi (Asian malaria mosquito), 478 nucleotides. RefSeq lists its product as uncharacterized. Bases 61 to 405 code for a protein of 114 amino acids. The transcript is spliced from 2 exons. The record is from RefSeq and is a predicted model, not a curated record. Lineage: Eukaryota; Metazoa; Arthropoda; Insecta; Diptera; Culicidae.